GCUCGGGGCUGUGCGUGCGUGCCUGGGGCGGGCUGGCGCCGCGGCCCCUGCGGGCGCUGAGCCCAGCAGCCGGAGGCUGUGCGGGACCGGAGCGGAGCGGGGAGAGACGGCCGGUGAGGAGCUUGGCUGGGGUGGCGUUACGCCGCUGUGAGGGGUCGAGCCGUGGGGAGACUGUUGUGUAAAGCCGGGCAGGGCCGAGUCGAGACCUCCGUGAGAAGCCUACACAGGCUGGGGACGAAAGUACCGUGAAGGGCCGUUAGAGCCGAGGAGAGAUCACCAAGAGUGGCCGAACUGUUUCUGGCAGAGAGUGGCACCAUGAAGGGCCGAGCCGCAGCCCAGUUCUGCGGAGACACGAUCAUGACGCCCGCCCGCCGGCCGGGGCAGCUGCCCUUCCGCUCGGUGCCCCUCAGCUGCCUCCCCGAGGGAACGCGGACCCCGCUGAAGGAGCUCCUGAGGCCCCACGGUACCUUCACCAUGUGCCCAGCUGCCGGCUGGGAGCCGGCGGGCCCUGGGGGAAGCCGCCCCGAAGGGCCGGAUCCUGACACCGCUUUCCAGUCCAUGGUGCUGGUGAGGGGCGAGACCGGCAAGGAGCUGCUGGAUGUCAGCAAGGUACUGGACAGACUCCUCACCAUCCCUCAGCGCUGCUUGGAGCGACGAGCUGGCGAGCGAGCUGCCAGGGAGACCCCUCACCAUGUCUUCCAGCAGAUGAAGGCCAAGGCCUUGCAGAAGCAUCUGUGCCCUGGGCGGCCUGCGAGAGAGGAGCCACCAAGGGGCUGCAGCACCCACUUCAUCCUGACCCCCGUCCCAAAACCGGUGGAGCAGUGGGGAAUUCUGGAGAGAACUGUCAUGGCAGGUGUGCAGAGAACAGACCAGAGGCCUGCUGAGCAUUUUCAGCCGACAGAAGAUUUAAAUGGUUCUCUGUUUCCUAAUAAGCAACUCAUGAGAGCUGUAGCCAGAGACUCUCUUACCUCAGAGUCCCCUCAGAAGUUCUUCCUGCGUGUCAAGAAGAAAUUGCAGCAGCAGAAAGAGUCUUCAAACCAAGUGAAGCAAAACCUUCCUCCUCCCACCUUUACAGAGCAGCCACCAAUGGAGGCUGUGCAGCCUGAGCAGCUGAGGGAGCCUGCAGAGAGCAUGGCCAUCGACUGGGAUGAUCGUGACACAUUUACUGUAGAAUCCCUGGAUGCCGACGAUGAAUCCUCUCAUGAAACAGAUGUUACUUCUGGCAAUGUAAUCUCUUUUCCUUCCAAAAAUGGGGAUCAGUUAGGAGAAAACUGGCAAACCAGAGAAGCCAAACAAACUGAACUUCAUCAAGACAGAAGAAAGUUGCAGCCAAGUAACAAGCAAGCUGCUCAAGGAGUAGAAAAGGUCGCGCAGCCCAACUCGCCCAAGUCCACAAACUCCUUCUGUAGUAUCGUGUUGGAUACUCGUGAAUUCCAUUUUCCCAAGAAGCAAAAGAAGAAAGACUUUAAUGUCCCAUCAAAUAAAGCUCCUACAGAUCAAGCUGCUGACAAAGCAGAGAAAGAGCAGAAAAAUAUCUGCCUCACCAGCUGGAGGAUCAGAGUGAUGGAUGGCAACUCUGCAAUCUUUGUGGAAGGAAAAUUAAAGGAUAAGAAGGGUCAGCUUUGGCACAGUAAUGCUGUCAUGGAACGCAUCAAGUCCAACCAAGUGAGAACCUCUUCUGGCAGUGUCUACUUGCUGCAGGGAAGGAUUGAUGAGGCCUCCAUGACAAAAGAAGGCUUUCCCUACAAAUUCAUCAGAAGAUUCAUGUUUGGCUUUUCCAAGAAGUGGAAGGAAUAUGUUGAGGAGUUCCUUGAAGAAAGGAGAAGGAAAGAAAAGCAAAGCACAGAUGAGGCUGAGAACAGUGAUCCAGUGACAGUGGACACGUUGAACACUGGAGGAGGCACAGCAAGAGAUGGAAGGAGACCUGAUUUCAGAAACACCACCUAUGAAGUACUGCCAGAGGUUGAUGGGAACACUUAUAAGACACCGAAACAGACUCGUCCAGGCAGUGACUCAGACAAGGUUUACACCCGGAGUGGUCGCCUUGUGAAGCCACCCCUCAGCUUCUGGUGUGGGCAGAGGGAGUUAGUGGAUCAGGAGCUGAAUGUUACCAUAGAGGAAGGUGGAACAGAUUAUCUGAGUAUGAUGUUCAGUGCUGUAAAAUCCCAAAGAAAGACCAAUUCGGCCCCUAAGAAGAGAAAAGGAAAGGAAGCCACGAAGGCAUUGGAAAAAACACCAAAAGUCCAAAGUAAAGGGAGGAGCAAUGACAAAGGGGUGAGUUCUAGGGGACAUCUCAAGCCCACUAGGAGUAAGAAGGCCAGGCACUUCGUUUCAGAUGAGGAGGAGAGUGAGCAGGCGGGUGUUACCACUAGAAGCACAGCCCAGCUUUCUGCUAGGCCCAACCCCUCCAGUGCUGAAGCACUCAGCAGACAGAACAGCAGAGCCCUAGCAGAGAGGAGACAGAAGAGAGAAGCAGGCUAUGGAGAGUCGACUGUCCACCAGCACAGGUACAAGUCCUGCUUGAGGUCCAGCAAACAGCUUAAAGACCAACUGUUAACAGAUGUAUCAUCAAGUACAAGUGAAGAAGAGGAGUCUGGUGAAGGUGUCACACUGCCCAAGAGGAGGAGGAAUAAACCUGCCUUCAGUCAAGUGACUUCAACCUCUAAGCUCUCCUCUCACUGUCAGGGUUCACAGAAUGACGCUAAGAAGGUGCGGAGUGAGCAGAGGACAGUGAAGCUGUCUGCUGCCUCUCAUCACAUGGUGCUGAGGCAAAGUGAGCCUGGAUCCACUGAUGGCAGUGACUCCCAUGGAGGAAAAACACCUUCUGAUGAGUCUCCUGCCUGCCUGCCUGAGGAGGCAACAAGGGGGAGAAGAGCGUUCAACCUUUUGAGAUGUCUGGAGUCUGACAGCGAGCCUGACACAGAGGAGCUUCAUGUCAAAAGGAAGAACUCCAAAGCCUCUGCCAAAAAAACAACUUCUCAAGUUUCUAACCCUGCCAAAUCUUCAGCAGUCAGAUCGAAGGAACCUGAGAGGGAAAAGGUGCAGCCACCUGUGGAGCUCUUUCAGAGGGCAGCUGAUGGGUGGUCUGAAAAGGAGCUGCAGAAGCUCAACAGGGCUGUGGCAUCCUUUCCCAAGCACAAGAGUGGCUUCUGGCUGGACGUAGCCAUGGCAGUGGGCUCGCGCUCGGCUGAGGAAUGCCAUCAGAAGUACUUGGAAGAACAAGAGGCAAAAGCUUCCAAGCCCCGCACCAAGAAGAGCAACACUUCAGCAAAACCAGCACAGAUGGGUAAGGAGGAGCCAGUGAUGAUAACUGCCAAAGUGGGAACCUUCAAGAGGAAGCAGCAGAUGAGAGACUUCCUGGAGCAUUUGCCAAAGGACAACCAUGAUGAUGUUUUCACUGCCACGCCCUUUCAGAACAGGAGAGUAAAGUUGCCAAGGUUGUGUGGAAGCAGAGAUGAUGAUGUCUUUGCGCUUAAGGACAACCCCAUCACACCUUCCUCAGUCAUCUUCCCCAUGGCAAAAACCCCCCAGUGUGAGCACAUCAGCCCAGGCAUGCUGGCACCCAUCAACAGGAACGACUAUGACAAGCACAUCUUCAGGAUGCAGAAGCAGGGCAGCAGAGGCACCUGGGACAAGGUCAAGAAGUCGGCUGCAGCAGUGCUGGGCACACCAGCUUCAGGCAGAACCAAGUUCAGCUGUACCCAAAAGGUGACCCCAGCUGCUGACACUGAGGACUUCUUUGUGGUAGAGACCGCAGACUCUGAGGAGGGGGAGCAGGAUGAUGAUUACUUCUCUUUUUGAUUUUACCAGCUCAACACUUCUGUACCUUUCUGCUGAUGCCACUCUCAGUUCAUUGCCUGUCCCAACACCUCUUUCCCUGUAUUCAGUCUGUACUGAGUGCUACCUCCUUGCCCAGGUUCCAUCUCCCUCUUUGUGUCUUUCUUCUGAAGGCUGCAGAAAUGGAUGUUUCAUUUGGCUUCAGUGUCAGAGAAAAGAUGAGCUGGAGCUAUAGCUGUAAAAUAAAUUCGUAAGGGCAAAGCUUGACCCAGGAUGGCUUCUUGGAGCUCUCCAGGAGAGGCCUCCCUUUUUACAUUUCAUUGAUGUAAUAAAAAAGCAGACUUUAGGUCACCUCUGAGUCUUUGGAGAGGAGAAAGUGCACAAGCUCUCUCUCUUCUCUGCUGGGCCUGCAACUUUUCUGUCCUCUUGGGUAUUUAAUAAACACCCCUCACUAAAGACAGCAGGGUGGCGGCUGGAAGGGCCCCUGCAGAUCACCCAGCCUAAUCCCCCUGCUUAGCAAAGGGCACCCACAGCAGCUUGCCCAGGCUCACAGUGGCCAAGUGCAUGUAGAAUCUCUCCAGAGAAGACU
This is a messenger RNA of Pogoniulus pusillus (Red-fronted tinkerbird), 4366 nucleotides long. It is a transcript of the gene MIS18BP1, whose product is annotated as MIS18 binding protein 1. The transcript has 16 exons. The record is from RefSeq and is a predicted model, not a curated record. Lineage: Eukaryota; Metazoa; Chordata; Aves; Piciformes; Lybiidae. The coding region runs from base 316 to 3801 and encodes 1161 amino acids. Gene Ontology annotation, cellular component: chromosome, centromeric region.